Molecule: messenger RNA, 1373 nt
Organism: Pangasianodon hypophthalmus (striped catfish)
Lineage: Eukaryota; Metazoa; Chordata; Actinopteri; Siluriformes; Pangasiidae
Gene: hes6
Product: hes family bHLH transcription factor 6
Exons: 4
Coding region: 318-992 (224 amino acids)
Biological process (GO): anterior/posterior pattern specification; regulation of transcription by RNA polymerase II; regulation of neurogenesis
Cellular component (GO): nucleus
Molecular function (GO): RNA polymerase II cis-regulatory region sequence-specific DNA binding; protein dimerization activity; DNA-binding transcription factor activity, RNA polymerase II-specific
Source: RefSeq, a predicted model, not a curated record
UGGGUUGGUUUUCGAAGGCGAGACAAAGGCGCUGCAGAUGAUUGGCUCUCUUUAUGCGCGAGCUCGCCGUCAGCUCUCUCGCGCAGUCCGCGCUCCAUUCACAUGUAAAUCAGGCUCCAUAAAUGCAGCCCUUGGUCGCCCACUUUUGCACAAUACCCGCCUCGCUUGUUAGCACCGUGUGUAGACCUUUGUCUCAGACUGCGCUCGCCGGCCAUCUGCCCUCCAUUCAGCAGUCGUAACGGCACUGCGUGCUUGUUUGGAGCGCUCUCUCUCUCUCUCUCUCUCUCUCUCUCUCUGGAUAUCGGAAACACAGCAACAUGGCCCCUGCCUCCCGCAAUGGCAAGAGUGAGGAUGACUACUACGGGAUCAAAGGAGACAGAAAGACGAGAAAGCCGCUGGUGGAGAAAAAGAGGCGCGCCCGCAUUAAUGAAAGUUUGCAGGAGCUGCGCCUGCUCCUGAGCGACUCAGACGCGCAGACAAAGAUGGAGAACGCUGAAGUCCUGGAGAUGACCGUGAAGCACGUGGAAAGUAUUCUUCAAAACAGAGCGAAAGCAGCUGACAGCAUGAAUCGCGAGGCGAGUGAGCGCUUCGCCGCUGGUUACAUCCAGUGCAUGCAUGAGGUGCACACGUUCGUCUCCAGCUGUCCAGGUAUCGACGCCACCAUCGCGGCGGAUCUGCUCAACCAUCUGCUGGAGUGCAUGCCUCUGAACGACGAGGAUCGCUUCCAGGAUCUGCUCUGUGAUUUGAUGGGAGAGUGUGGGAACGCUGGGGCUUGGCCGGGGGACGGGAUCUACGCUGUGCUCUCCCCACGCGAAGCCAGUGCCACCGGCAGACCUUCAGCUCUCUCCCCGUCCCCGUCCAGCACCUCAAGCGACGACCUGUGCUCAGACACCGACGAGACCGACACCGAGCACAGUCACGUGGACAGCCGGGACGCUCAGGAUAACCUGCCCACUGUGUUCUACUCUAAAUCUGUAUGGAGGCCCUGGUAGACCUGGACACAUGCCUUAAACAUAGCAGUGAGAUGUAUGCAACAGAACGUGUGUAGCUGUUAGUGCGCAGGCUAUUAUGUAGUUCAGAAAGACUGGACAUGUGUGAGAUUUUAGCUGGGAAUGAGAAGUGUCUGUAACAGUUCUGAAAAGCUCUUCAUGGUGAAACAGCCUUGUAUCAACCUAACAACACUGCAACAUCAGCAUCUUUGUAGCCUAUUUAAAUGUUUUUGUAUAAGCUAAAUUAAGACACUGAUCUGAUGAGUAUUUCUAGGAAGUGCUUAUCUGUAUCUUAUUAUUGUAGACAGAAAUGUAAAUAUUUCAUUGUUGCUGUAGAUAUAUUGAUGACUUAUGCAUAUUCUUCAUUAAAAACAUCAACACUCA